Pezoporus flaviventris is the source of this 4664-nucleotide messenger RNA. RefSeq names its product 5-hydroxytryptamine receptor 5A (gene HTR5A). Gene Ontology annotation, molecular function: G protein-coupled serotonin receptor activity. Gene Ontology annotation, cellular component: plasma membrane. The transcript is spliced from 2 exons. Bases 174 to 1244 code for a protein of 356 amino acids. Gene Ontology annotation, biological process: adenylate cyclase-activating adrenergic receptor signaling pathway. The record is from RefSeq and is a predicted model, not a curated record. Lineage: Eukaryota; Metazoa; Chordata; Aves; Psittaciformes; Psittacidae.
UGCUGUCAGCCGGCGGCUGACGCAGGGCGCUUCCUCCCGGGGAUGAAGACCCCUGCGGCGGGCAACCACCAGCCGCCGCGCCCGGCGCCGCUCGGGGCAGACGGGGACCCUCCGCGCCCGCGGUAGGGUGUCCCUCCCCUUUUCCUUCCCUUCCGCGCCCCGGAGCCCCCAGCAUGGAGCGCCCUCUCAACCUCAGCUGCUUUGCCGAUACGACCCCGGACACCGGCAACCGGAGCGGGAACUCCGCCGGUCCGGACGGGGACCGGGCGCACCUCUCUGUAUUCAGCGUGUUGGUCCUCACCCUGUUGGCCAUGCUGGUGGUGGCCACGUUCCUCUGGAACGGGCUGGUCCUGGCCACCAUCCUCCGGGUGCGCACUUUCCACCGGGUGCCCCACAACCUGGUGGCCUCCAUGGCCAUCUCCGACGUGAUGGUGGCAGCCCUGGUCAUGCCCCUCAGCUUGGUGCAUGAGUUGUCGGGGCGGCGGUGGCGGCUGGGCCGGUUGCUCUGCCAGGUGUGGAUCUCCUUCGACGUGCUGUGCUGCACCGCCAGCAUCUGGAAUGUCACAGCCAUCGCCCUUGACCGCUACUGGUCCAUCACUCGCCAUCUAGAGUACACGCUCCGCGUCCGGCGCCGCAUCUCCAAUAUCAUGAUUGCCCUCACCUGGGCACUUUCUGCCUUCAUCUCCUUGGCCCCACUGCUCUUUGGCUGGGGAGAGACUUACUCGGAGAACAAUGAGGAGUGCCAGGUCAGCCAGGAGCCUUCUUACACCAUUUUCUCCACCUUUGGCGCCUUCUACCUGCCCCUCUGUGUAGUGCUUUUUGUGUACUGGAAGAUCUACAAGGCUGCCAAGUUUCGAAUCGGGUCUCGGAAGAACAACUCUAUCACCCCCAUUACACGAGAAGGCCUGGAGGUAAAAGAAGCUGCCCAGCAGCCGCAGAUGGUCUUCACUGUCCGUCAUGCCACUGUUACGUUCCAGACGGAGGGAGACACGUGGAGAGAGCAGAAGGAAAAGAAAGCUGCCCUCAUGGUGGGCAUCCUUAUUGGGGUCUUUGUGCUCUGCUGGAUCCCCUUCUUCAUCACGGAGCUCAUCAACCCCCUCUGCUCAUGUGACAUCCCACCCAUUUGGAAGAGUAUUUUUCUAUGGCUAGGCUAUUCAAAUUCCUUUUUUAAUCCACUCAUCUAUACUGCUUUCAACAAAAACUACAACAAUGCCUUCAGGAACCUAUUCUUUAGGCAGCACUGAGCAGAAAAAGCUUUCCUGCUGUCCCAGGAAGAUCAUUUCAACUCUCAAUGAAUCCUAUCAAAUUCUUGAGGAAGAUCAAAGCCACAGGUACUGAGGUGAAUCCCCAUGGGUCAUACGUCCCAGCAACAGUCCUGGUUCCUACGCAGACUCUCCAUCCCCCUGCUAAGUCAGCUGCUAUUUUAACUGCAAACAGCAUGUAGAGUUUCUCUGGCCAGCAGCAUGGCAUUCUCCCUCCAGUGCCCUUUCCUAAUGACGUUCUGUUUGGUGACAGUAACCCUGCAGAGGAGUCUGCUGGCAAGGAGUCAUAUUUGAAACUGAUUUGGCUGCUGCCGGUCUCUCACAGCAUUAACAACUUUGUCCCAUGUGCAAAGCUGGGACCCUUUAAUGUCAAGAGAUUUUGUGAUUAUCUAUAAAACUAGGUAUUUUAUGGGUUGGAUGAAAAGACUGUCUUUCACUUUUAGAGAUUGUUAAGUGUUUGUUUGGGGAAAUAAAACCCUCAGUAAUGGUUAAGAGCAGACUCUAAGUACAAAGCCUUUUCUCACAUGCUAUAUCAACAGCGAAUUGUGCUAUUUGCUAUUGGUAUUCUGUGUAGCAAGUUGGGGUCUUUUAAAUUAUUUAUUGUGGAAGCUUAAUGCAUGGUGUACCCUGGAAUGAGAGAGAAUGCAUGGGAAAUCCACCUCUCGUUCUCUGACUGCUACGUGUGAGCAUCUGCCUCAGACCUUUACUUUCAGAAAUACCAGCCAUAAAUGUUAAUCUUUGUGUCUGUUGCUUCCCAUUUUAAACCAUAAAUGUAUUUUGAGCAGCUUUGGGGCAAGUUUCCGGUAAUUGCAGGGGAUUCAGGGAGUGUAUUUCCAAUUGCCUGUCAAUGAGGAGCUGUGUUUUACUAUUUCUGAGUGCAAUUCAGGUCUUCUUGAAACCAAAGGCUCCAGUCCUGUGUGGUCAUUAUUGCUCUGUUGCCUUCCUGCCUUUCCAUGUUGCCAACAUAAUUAUAGUAGUUGCCAUUUCACUCUUAGAAUUAGAAUUAUGCACUCUAUGCUGCACUGCUAGAAGACUGACAGGCCUUCAGAUAAAGAAAAGCAUUAGUUUUAGCUGUGGGUUGUAUGGGGCAGCCGCUGAAAUCAGACCAGAAUUGAAAUGGUGGAGAAAAACAUGAGACAGGAAUCAGAAUGACACGUUUUCGUGUCAGAUAUCUUAAGAAGAAGAGAUAAGAGAGAAAAAUGUCAAUAAAUCAUGGGAAAAACUCCCUGGGGUGGGUAGGAUUAGUUCCUAACCUUAGAAGAUUGCGAGACAUCAGAUGUUAAAAUUGUCAGCAGUCCUUUAAACCAGUCAAAAGUCCUGGUAGAGUUGGUAGUGAAAACCCUUUUUCUUUUCAUAUCUCAGGACAGGUGAAAAUGGAAGCAGAUCUCAAGGUGCUAUCAAGUGUUGAGGCUCUUUCAGGAGCAGUUAGACAAACAUUCAUCAGGACUGACAUAGAUGUAGCUGAUCCUGCCUUGUGGCAAGAGGAGAAAUAGGGUGGCCCCUGAGAUCUUUUUCAACACUAUUUGAUAAAAGUCUGUUUGAAAUAUUGGGUAAAAUCCUGCCCUCAAUGAAAGCAAUGGACAAAUUCUCAGUGAUUUCAAAUAAGUCAGAAUUUUAUCUAGCAUGUCUUGUCUUGUCAAAGUAUAGUUUUAAUGUUAAUUCAAAGAGAAGGGUGGGAUAGGAGCAAUCUUCAAACUCCCCUGAAAGAGUCUCUGAUCUGCACUAACCGUGGACCAAUUGGGAGAGAUUUCUUUGUUACAUAAUUUAAAGCCUUAUUAGUGACAUCUCUGAUGUACCAAAAAUUGUAAUAAACUCUUGAGAAGCUUUUUUUUUUUUUUUACUGGGGAUAUAAAGGUUUGCUUUCUGUGAAGAGUCCAUUGCCAAUACAGAGUUGUUCUUUUCAGGAACUUACCACUUGUCUUGUGUCAAGGGUUGUUUAGACAAAAAAGAGUUGAGAAAAAUGCUUCCUUGUCCAAGCCAGACCCUGAGCUAAGCUUGGUGGUGUCUGAAAGUAGGACACUACUUGUUAAGCCAUCACAGCAACACUAAUACUAAAGCAUGGAUUAACUGUGAAGCUGGACUUUAGCUCACCAUUUUCACUCAUAGCAUCAUGGCUAUACAACCCUGUUUCAGACUCAGCUGUGUUCAUCCCCAUUUUUAUUUGCUCUUUGUGAGUACUGCAGAUUUUCUAUCUGUGUUGUGUGGGAUCCUCACAUAGGCUGUGGAAUCAACUGCAAACUCAAAUCAGUGUCCUGUGUAAGGAGACAAAAAUUAAACUGAAAUUGAUGGGUAAAAUCCCCACUUCUGCAGCAGCUCAGUGCUGGGAUGGAGCUCUCUUUCGUUACACCCUGUGUUUCUUCAUGCUAUGCCUUAAACAGUGAAAGGAAGACAAAAGACAAUUUUAAAAUAACACUGGGAAAUUCUAACAUGUCUGUAGUCAUGGAUAAUCCAUCAUCCUGGUGUAAAUUACAUCCACGUUUAUUUGACAGUCCGCACCCCAUACAAUCCAUAUUGAUCUUGUGCAAAUAACAGCUUCCAGUUGGUCAUAAAUUUUGGGUUUCUUUCUUUGUUUUUCAAUUUUGACAUUAUCAGCAGCUAUUAUACAGGCCAAUUCCUACAACUCUUACUUGAGACUUAAGACCAUUGGCUUUUCUUCUAAACACCAUUCCUGCAAUGUAAUAUGACCGUGCAGGGAAAAUAUUAGUAUUCUGGAUAUUGUGCAAAAGAGUGGUACUGAAAUAUGCCAUGAUGGUCCGAGCAUAGUGAAGGGGCACAAAUAAACCUUGACUUCUGAUCCUGGCUCCGAGGCUUUUUACAAACCUCUCAGUAUUCAAACACAGAUGCUAAGUGGGCUCCCAGAGACCCAAAUCAUGUUUGAAGAUGUACACAGGCCCAGCUUCAAAGGAUGUAUCUUGUACCUUCUUGUUCCCGUUUAUAAAACAGAAUCAGUGGUGUGAAGAGAUCUGCCUCACCGAGGCUUUGUGAGGAUUAAUUAGUAAACGUUUAUCAUGUACCAGGAAGGUGGAACACUCCGGUUUGAAUGCCAAGCAGCAUUAUAAAUUGGACUUCGAUUUAAUUCCUCAGAAGAACAUUAUUGCCCAUUAUUAUUGAGUUGCCUAUGCAAUUUAAUGGCUAUGUAAUACUUCCAGAAGAGACUCAACUAACCUUCUUCCACUUGCAAUUAAUUUAUUUUACUCUCAAUGCCCUGACAGUUCAAUGAACAUCUGUAUGGGAGCUCAACAGCUAGGGCAAUGACGGCACAUUCUGAAUGCUGUCUGCUGAAUGUCUCCUUGCAGUGCUGAAAGCAUAUCGUCAAGGUUCAAGGAGCACCAGCUCUCCAGGCAGUCUGCUCCUGUGUUUCCUUUAUUUUUUAGGGAGAAGAAAAGGUCACAAAAGAAUGCC